This is a messenger RNA of Pseudozyma hubeiensis SY62, 1806 nucleotides long. RefSeq names its product nuclease. The record is from RefSeq and is a predicted model, not a curated record. The transcript has a single exon. The coding region runs from base 1 to 1806 and encodes 601 amino acids. Lineage: Eukaryota; Fungi; Basidiomycota; Ustilaginomycetes; Ustilaginales; Ustilaginaceae. Gene Ontology annotation, biological process: double-strand break repair via break-induced replication; resolution of meiotic recombination intermediates; DNA catabolic process. Gene Ontology annotation, cellular component: Holliday junction resolvase complex; nucleus. Gene Ontology annotation, molecular function: 3'-flap endonuclease activity; DNA binding; crossover junction DNA endonuclease activity.
AUGAGCGACGAGACCAACAGCUCAGCCGGCGGCAACACCCUCUGGCUCACCUUCCUCGCAGCCUGGACCGAAGAAGCGCAGGCAAAGGGGUCCAAGGUGGCGCGCACCUAUCGAAAGGCGCAUCAAUCGCUGGCAGUAUGUCCGAUCGAGUUCCAGCAUCCAUGCCAGACGACUCAGCUUGCGGGCAUCGGCCCGACGAUCGCAAACAAGCUCGAGCAAGAGUUGCAGAAGUGGUGCCAAGACAACGGUCGCACUAUGCCGGAGCGACCCGUUCGUCAAGCGUCCUCCUCGAAGCAGACUAUUGAGAACACAGAUGCUGUCGGACCUGAACAGGAGUCGAGCGCUGCGGCCAAGAGGAAGCAGACAGGAGCAGCGGAACGUCCGACCAAAAAGAGAGCCUACGUGCCACAGCAUCGAUCCGGCGCCUACGGCCUGCUCGUCGGGCUAUUCAUCACAACGAGAGCCAGCAGCUCAACACGGCAGGAGAGGGUCUCGAAGACGCAGCUCAUCAACGCGGCGAAGCCCUAUUCAGACACUGAGUACGAAGUGGGAAGCUCAUCGUCUCGAUCCUCGGCUGCGGUUCCACUCUCGAGCCAGUAUGGCACGUCGGGAGGUGCGGGCGGCUCCCGGUCGUUCUACACAGGCUGGACGAGUAUCAAGACGCUCAUCGCCAAGGGAUACGUACUUCAAUCGGGGAAUCCGGCAAGGUACGCUCUCAGUGACGAAGGGUCGGCGAUAGCAGAGACUCUAGCCAGAGACGCAGGUGUAGAGCACUCUGCAGCAGUAACAACAGCUGAUGAUGCUGGAGAUUACGACGAUGAUGCGGAGCUCGCUGACGAGUGGUCAGACGGCGAACAGGAAGAGGCGCUGCAGGCGCGUGUAUCGACGUUCGAACCAGAGGUGCUUGCGGCGGGUAGCUACACGAUCCAUCUGGUCGUCGACAAUCGUGAGCGACAUCGAGCGGGAAGGCGUCAGGAGAAGGAGCCCAUCGCAACGCUGCUUCUCGAACGCGGCGUUGACACGGAGACGAGGGCGCUCGAGGUGGGCGAUGCAGUCUGGAUCGCACGUCGAAAGCAGCCAACGGGCCUGGAAGCCGACGAGGUGGUGCUGGAUCACAUCGUGGAGCGCAAGAGGCUCGACGAUCUCACCAGCUCGAUCCUGGACGGCAGAUGGAGGGAUCAAAAGUUUCGACUGUCGUCGUCUGGAUUGUCCAGGGUGCUCUACUUGAUCGAAGACUACGACGUGGAAAAUCAGAUGCGCAAGUUUGGACCGCAGAUCCAGACUGCGCUGAGCAGCUCGCAAGUGGUGGACGGCUUCUUUGUCGAGCGCACAUCUGGACUCACGGCGAGCAUCGACUAUCUGGCAUCGAUGGACGGCAUGGUACGCAAGAUCUACGAAGGUCAGGAUUUGUCGGUGAUACCCAGCGCCGUCAUCUCCCGCUCGAGCUUCUUGGAUACUCGGGAGGAGCUGCAGCGCAAAUCUCCCACGGCCUCGAUCCUGACAUCGUUCGAGGCGUUUCAGGCGCUCAACAGCAAGAGCGGUGGGCUGACGUCCAAGGAGAUCUUUGGCAAGAUGCUGCUGUGCAUCAAAGGGAUGAGCGCGGAAAAGGUGCGCGAGGUGCUCACCAUGUACAGCACGCUACGAGAGCUCACGGACGCGUACGAGGAGUUGGGCGAGGAUGCGAACGAGGUCGAGACGAUGCUGUCCACGCUUACAGAGAGUAUGGAUCAGCGGAAGAAGAUCGGACCCGCGCUGAGUCGCAAGGUGGCCGAAAUUGUGUUGACGCCUCGCUACGCAGCAGAGUGA